Contarinia nasturtii (swede midge) is the source of this 1375-nucleotide messenger RNA. RefSeq lists its product as uncharacterized. The coding region runs from base 60 to 1271 and encodes 403 amino acids. The record is from RefSeq and is a predicted model, not a curated record. NCBI's taxonomy places the organism in Eukaryota, Metazoa, Arthropoda, Insecta, Diptera, Cecidomyiidae. The transcript has 7 exons.
UGGUAUAUAAGCGAUUGUCAAUAGAAUCUUCAAAACCAGUAUUUCAUCGACCAUAAAUCAUGAAGACAAAACUUACUUUAGUUCUCAUUGUGAACGUGAUUUUCAUAUGGAAUGGAGUUGAUUGCUCCUAUCCAUUUGAAGAAUUAGCAAAUGAAUUGAGGAACAAAGAAACUGAACACAAAGCAGCAGCAAAUUCAAAUGAUCCAAAUGCGGUAUAUAAGACAAACGCAGAGACCUAUGCAAAAAAGUUCAAAACAUUUUUGGACGAAUAUGAUAAAGGCAACAAUGUUCUACCAUGCCAAAAAUUCCGAGAACUCGAUUCAACUGCGUGGGAAGGUCAUUAUAUGAUGAAAGUAUACAUGGAUGACGGUGCACGCCAAGAAAUAGCGCUCAAUAAUACAAAAUUCCAAAAUGUUCACAAGGAUAUCAUUCUUAAAAAACACUUAGAUAUCAUGCAUAAUUAUAUUCAAUAUUUUUUGAGCAAAUGGAGCAGAAAUAUUUCUGAUAUAAAGAAAGCAACUGCCGUACAUAAAGUGAAUGUAGCUAUGGAUGAAGUUAAGGAUCGUUUUACCGAAGCUCUUCUUUUGCUGGCUGAAUCAAAUGACACUAGAUUCAAGAAAAACGAGGUGUAUUUAAUUUAUUUCUAUUUGCAAGUGAGACGAAUCGUUGAAGACAGCGAUUUUCAUACAGAUCAAUUUAUUUAUGACGAGUUCCAAAAAUUGGUGGAUUUAUAUGUCACUGAACCGAACUCUCUUUCUUCUAUAGGUAAGAAUGCUGGUUCUAGUCGUGGCUCUAGCUUGAACAGAGUUUCUAGUCUGAGCAACAGUCGUACAUCGUCUCCAAUCUCUAGCGCAAUCAGUAGUACAAGAUUUAGCCCGAUGUCUAGCCCAAAAUCCCCAAGCAAAGCUGCUAAGAUUGGCAACGCCAUUCGUAAGAAACUAACUCCAAGAUUUAUACGCAAGAAGGAUGACAUCACAAAAUACGUUGAUGCCAAAUUGAAAAUAAUAAAAAAAUGUUUGAGCAGCAGCGAUAAGGAGGCUAAAUUCAAUGAAGUGGCUACAGCAUUUAUAAAUUUGUAUUACAAUAUUUUUGAAGAUGCACCGGAUAAAUUUGAUGUGACCAAAAUUCAUGAGCAGUACUUGAAAUUCAUAAACUCCUAUGGUGGAUUUAACAAGAAACAAGAUAUUAAAUACUUUAUGGUCACAGAUGGAUACUUACAUUUAAUUCAAGUCUUUGGUGAACCAAAAACAAAAAAAUCGAAACAUUAUUAAAUAAUUUGAUUUUAUCAGACUCUUUCGCAAUUUUAUUAUCCUACGACCGAUGUAAUGAUAUGAUAUAAUAUACUACAAUUUUUGAUCUAUUAGAACCAAUUUCA